Messenger RNA from Schizosaccharomyces cryophilus OY26, 3644 nucleotides. RefSeq names its product shuttle craft like transcriptional regulator. NCBI's taxonomy places the organism in Eukaryota, Fungi, Ascomycota, Schizosaccharomycetes, Schizosaccharomycetales, Schizosaccharomycetaceae. The record is from RefSeq and is a predicted model, not a curated record. The transcript has a single exon. Gene Ontology annotation, cellular component: nucleus. The coding region runs from base 41 to 3346 and encodes 1101 amino acids. Gene Ontology annotation, molecular function: RNA polymerase II transcription regulatory region sequence-specific DNA binding; DNA-binding transcription factor activity, RNA polymerase II-specific; zinc ion binding. Gene Ontology annotation, biological process: negative regulation of transcription by RNA polymerase II.
GCCACGAGUAGAUCUGUCCUUAUACAAUACUCAACUCUGGAUGGAAACAUCUAAGAACUCCUCUGAAGCACAUCAAAUAAAGAAGGGUAGCCGAAGGUUUCCUAGAAAGAAUAAAAAUCCAUCGACUCAAUUGGCAUCUUCUAGCUCAAAUGAUGUAAACAAAAACAGCACAAGAAACCCUUCUGCUUCCUUAAGUAGUGAUCCUCCUAGCUCACAAAAGGUAUCUUUAGCAGCCUCUUUGUCAGCCGAUGCCCCUAGUUUCGUUCCGGGCAUCGGUCUGGUAACGGAAUCUUCAUCUGGAAACCGUUUAACUACCAAUGAGGCAAACGCGAAGCCCUUGAAUUCAGAGAAAGAGGAACAUAAAUCCAAAAAGAACAAGGAUAGAAAUAAGAAUAAGACGAAUCACGAUAGAAAUCAAGGGAAGCCUUCACCAAGGAAGAAGGUCGACGACGUUUCCACCAAACAUACUACCGAUAAUAAGUCUACCAAGAAAGACAGGAAAGAAUCUAACAGUAAGAAUGCAGAAAAGCAAAAUGAAGCCGAAAAGUCUAAAGAGGCAUCAAGAGCUUCUAAAGGAAAAAAGAAAGAAGGGUCAAAAAAGUUAAAAGAGAAUAUCGAUCUCUCUAAGCUUGAUAUGACUUCGAGAAUGAUUAUCGAGAUGAAAAAAAUGCUUUACGAAUGCAGUGUUUGUACUGAUAUUGUGAGACCAAGCACUCCUGUUUGGACCUGUUCAACCUGUUUCCAUGUGUUUCAUUUGAAGUGUACAAGAAAAUGGAUGAAAAAUUCUAUUGAACAAAGGAAUGAGCCUGUUUGGCGCUGUCCUUCCUGUCAAACUUCACAAAAAGAAAAAUCUCUUCAAUAUACAUGCUGGUGCGGUAAGCAAGAUGAACCUGAAUUUGUUAAAGGCUUGACACCUCAUUCUUGUGGGGAACCCUGUGGUAAAACUCGAGGUCAAGAUUGUGUACAUCCGUGUCCAUUACUUUGCCAUCCUGGACCUUGUCCUCCUUGCACUGCCACUGUUGAACAGUUUUGUCUGUGCGGUAAGGAAAGUAAAAUCACUCGUUGUUCAGGAAAGUCUAGAGCUCCCCAGGAGUGUUUCAGAUGUGAUAAUAUUUGUGAUGAAGUUUUACCGUGUGGUAAGCAUACUUGUAAACAGCGUUGUCAUGCAGGUUUAUGUGGUGCAUGUCACGAGCCUAUUCUUGGAAGCUGCUAUUGUGGUACUCAUUCAAAAACUUACACGUGUUCUGUCUUACCAGAGCCUAUUCUUUGCACUAAGGUAAUGGAUGAUGCAGUUACCGAAUUUUUGGGUUAUUAUAGCUGCGGUGAACUUUGUAAGCAAUUUUUUAAUUGUGGUGUUCAUAGAUGUUCCAAGGUCUGUCAUCCUCGAUCAAAAGCUCUUGAACGAUGUCCUUUAUCUCCAAAUGUCGUAACAAGGUGUUUCUGUGGAAAGAAAAAUAUUGCUGAUCUAUUGAAAGGCCAUCAGCGUGCUACAUGUGAAGAUCCUAUUCCAACAUGUGGCAACAUUUGUUUGAAGCAAUUACCUUGUGGGCAUCAAUGUAAACAGAAUUGUCAUCCAGGUCCUUGUAGCUCUUGUCAAGAAGUUGUUACUGUUCCAUGCAGGUGUAAGUUCAAUCCUGUGCAAGUUCCCUGCGAAGAACUUCAAAAUGGAUAUUUGCCAACUUGCGAGCGGCUUUGUAAUGUAUUACUUAGUUGUGGACGACAUCAAUGUAAUAAGAAGUGUUGUAGCGGUUAUCCCAAAGCGCAAGCUCGGUUGGCUUUACGUCCGAAAGGUGCUUUGCUUCGUUUUCACUUGCUUACCGAAGAAUUUGAAGAAGAACAUAUAUGUUUGCGUUCUUGCAAUAAAAAGUUGGGAUGUGGAAAUCAUUUUUGCCAACAUAUGUGCCAUCGUGGCCCUUGUCCUCGAUGCUUGGAAGCUUCUUUUGAAGAACUUACCUGUGCUUGUGGACGUACAAAGUUGUAUCCUCCUAUCCCUUGUGGCACACCUAUACCUAGUUGUCCUUAUCUUUGUACUUUACCGAAACCAUGUGGACAUCCUCAGGUAAAACAUAACUGUCAUCCACCUUCGGAACCCUGCCCCUUAUGUCCUUAUCUUUUGAAAAAGUACUGCCUUUGUGGUAAACGUCUAAUGGAAAAUCAACCGUGCUCGAAGGGAAACGUUCGUUGCGGUUCGGUUUGUGGGAAAUUGUUGGGUUGCGGAAUUCACAGGUGUGAGAAGACGUGCCAUCCCGAAGGUGAGUGCGAAACUGUUUGCAAAAAGCCUUGCGGUAAGCGUAGGUUAUACUGUGAACACACAUGUGAAUUACCUUGCCAUUCCGAAACUCCAUGUGAUCAAAAGGUUCCAUGCAGAGCAACGGUGGAUGCUGUAUGCUCUUGCGGGUUGAUUAAAAGCCGAGCGCCGUGUGGUGCAAGUUUUGAUAAUCCUUCUCCUGAGCAUAAAAUACCCUGUACAGUUAGUUGUGCGAGAGAAGAACGUCGACGUGUUCUAUCAGAGGCGUUGAAUAUCAACCCAGAUCGCAGAGCUAAAGAAGUUUCACAAUAUACGAAGGGUUUAUUGAGUUAUUAUCGAAACAAUAGAGAGUUUGGGCAGGAGAUCCAGUCUGCUCUUCGUGAACUAUGUGAAAGCGGAAAACCCAGUACCAGCUUUCCCCCAAUGCAACGUGAACAACGGCUGUUUAUUCAUACUUUAGCGAAAUUGUAUGGUUCAGAUAGUGAAUCAUUUGAUUCUGAACCCAAGCGUAAUGUUGUUGUCUAUAAUAAAGGUAUCAUGAAGAUGCCAAACGUGCUUCUAGCGGAAGCGUUAGAUUAUUAUUUGCAGCAUCCAACGAUGACAUUGCAAAGUGACAGUGCUUUGGAUGGUGAGUCGUCAUCUGCUACGAGCAAAUCGGUGUCUGGGGUGCAGGAAGAGAUUCCUGAGUCAUCUCAUGAUGCAGAAUAUAAUGCUCUUCUUGUUACUGAUUUUCAAAAGGGAUCUGAAAAUUUGGAGGAAGAAAUAAGAAGUGCUUUGGCUGAUAUAGGUGACUUGCAAAGCUUUACUUGGUCCAUUUUCCAUGUAGAAAAUGGUGUGGUUAUGAAGCCGAUAGAUAUACAAGACUUGACUAGUAUAUCCUCACGAUUAAUUGCAUUACGGCCAUUGGUAAAUCGAAGAUUGUUGACUGCAAAUAUUGCAGAUCGUUGUGAUGUUUGUCAAGUUAAUGAAGAGAAUGUCGUUAGUAAGGUUCGCAUGCCACGAAUCCGUUCAAAGAAGAAGGCGUUCCUAAAGCUGACACCCUCUCAAUCUUUGAGUGCUAUGAAUCCUUUUGCAGCUUUAGAAAAAGAUGUUAAUUAAGCUUAGUUGGCUGUUGCUAAGCUUUGCUAUUUAUUGAUUAGUUUAUCAAGCGAACUGAGAAACACCUUUUUGGGGAGUGGAAAAUGUUUGGACUACUUUAAAGGUAUACUUAAUGAUUAGAUGAAUUAUCUAGACAUGUGGGUGUUUUAGAGGAAAAAUGUCAGAUAAAGAAGGGUUAUUUUAUUGCUAGUGGUAAUUUUUCAUGUAUUAUUUAAGAGGUUAAACGGUAUAGUCUGCUUAGUGUUUGAAUUGAAGUCAUUUUAUGUCGAAAUUGAAGUUAAACAAUCGAAAUACUCGA